CGUCAUUGAAGCAAGUGUGUCCGAGGAAAAAUGGCGGUAGCUCUGCACUGCAAAACAUGGGAAAAAUCGGGGAGAACCGAGUUUCUGAAGCUGUGUAAAAAUUCAGCAGAAAACAAUGGUUUAUGGAGCCAAGGCCCCAAGUCUCUGUCUCGCACCCUGUAUGACCUGUGCUGGCAAGUUAUCAAGGGCCAGUUAAAACCAGAACAGGCCCUUUCUGCAUUAGGUGAAGCAUCGGAUGCACACAAAGGAAUUCCCAGUGUUUUGGCUGAUGUUUAUGGAACUAUUGAUAUUGAAUCAUCCAUAACUGAGGACAAAGCCCAGAGAGAAAGAUUUAUAUCUCUUGUGUCAGCUUGUGAUAUAUUUGUACCAGCUGCUGUGCUGAAGGAAAGACUUGAUCAGGAAUUAUUGGAAAGUUGUGGACUCAUCCCAUCUAAACUACAAUUUCAGCAGAAAUAUGUCAAGACCAAAACAAAGUUAUACUACAAACAACAAAAAUUCAACCUGCUACGUGAGGAGAGUGAAGGAUAUGCCAAGUUAGUCACUGAGCUUAACCAGGAGAUAACAGACAAGACAACUUACACUCAGGUGUUGGAGAAUCUGAAAUCACUUAUUGGUUGCUUUGACUUGGAUCCAAACCGAGUAUUGGACAUCUUGUUGGAAUCUUUUGAGCGUCGUCCAGAACUUGAUGAUUUCUAUGUGCCACUUUUCAAAGAAUAUGUGACAGAGCAAAAAACUCUGUGCCACAUACUUGGCUUUAAAUUUCAUUUCUUCAAGGAGGAGGAGACCCCAGCCAGUCUGUACACAAUAGCAGCUCUGUUACUGCAGAAUGGUCUCAUUGAUUUGGACUCCCUCUACCCCCAUCUGUCGCCCCCUGACACAAAGAUCCGGGAGCACCAUCAAAAGGAUAUAGACGAUGCCAAGGCCUAUGCCAGGAAGCUGAGUGUUGUUAUAUUGUCCGAGCGCUCAGAGGACAAAAAGGAUGAUGACUCUGUCAAAGUUGAUGUGCAUGUGACAAACCAGAAACUUGGACUCAUCGAAGCUCUUCUAGGAUUGGGAGCCUGGGACAAUGCUAAACAGAUCCUGGACCGCUUGCCUGAGUUCUUUGCUACCACAUACAAACCCAUUGCUUUGGCACUGUGUGCUCUGGUGCAUCUAAUGAUGGAUCCCGUUUACAGGACGAACUCUGGACUGCCAAGUAAGAUCAUGAAGAGCAAGGUACCUGAUGGUGGAAGAUUCAGCAGCAAGGUUGCACGAGCACAUACAUUCCGAGACCUCCACCAGAUGGUGCUGCCAAUCAUGAGAUACAUCGGACCAUACACCUGCUGUGACCCCAUUCUCAUGGUCAAAAUAAUCAGACUGGGCAAGAAUUUCAUGGGAAAGAGACAAAGUGGUGGUAUCAGUCCUGAUGACGAGGUGGCUUACUAUGGUUUCCUCAACAUGUUGGAUGAGGUGUUGUUGCCGGGGAUGGUGCUACUACCCUGUAACUGUUGUAUCUCUGAGGAGCUCUGGGGGUUCAUCAAACUCUUCCCAUACAUGCUGAGAUAUCGCUUGUACGGAAACUGGAAGAAUGAUACUUACAGUCAGCAUGCUAAGCUGAUCCGAGCUCGGGCAGAUUGUAUGGAGAGGGCCAAGUACAUUAUGAAGCGUCUAGCAAAGGAGAAUGUGAAGCCUUCUGGGCGUCAGCUGGGAAAACUAAGCCACAGUAACCCAGGAGUGGUGUUUGAAUAUGUAUUGUCCCAGAUCCAGAGAUAUGACAACUUCAUUGGACCUGUUGUGGAUUCUCUCAAAUAUCUCACUUCCCUUUCAUACGACGUCCUGGCUUUUUGCAUCAUUGAAGCUGUGGCAAAUCCAGAGAAGGACCGAAUGAAGUAUGAUGACACCAACAUCUCCUUGUGGUUGCAGAGUUUGGCAAACUUCACUGGGUCUAUCUGUCGAAAGUACAACAUAGAACUGGCAGGGGUGAUGCAGUAUGUGGCCAAUCAACUCAAGGCUGGCAAAAGCUUUGACCUGCUACUCUUGCGUGAGGUUGUCCAGAAGAUGGCAGGCAUUGAAAUUUCUGAGGAAAUAACUGGGGACCAGCUGGAUGCCAUGUCCGGUGGGGAGCUGCUGCGACAAGAGGGUGGCUACUUUUCUCAAGUGAGGAAUACAAAAAAAUCAUCGACUCGCCUGAAAGAUACUCUCCUGGAACAUGACUUGGCACUGUCCCUGUGUCUGUUGAUAGCUCAACACAGAGAUGGGGUUAUAUUUCAUGAAGGUGCUGACACACAUCUCAAACUCAUUGGCAAGCUCUAUGACCAGUGCCAGGACACACUGGUUCAGUUUGGAAGUUUCCUGUCCAUGCAGCUGAGCUCUGAGGAGUUUGUUAAACGUCUGCCAGAUGUUGACACCCUUAUCACAACAUAUCAUAUUCCCCCAGAUGCAGCCUUCUUCCUCUGUAGGCCUGCAUUUACAUAUGCAAUUAAUUCAAAGUUUGAUGAACUCAGGAAAAUUGACAAGAGCAAUAAACACAACUCCAGUCAACAUAAAAUGCAGAGAUAUAUAGAGGCUUCAGAGUUUGUCAAUGGUCCUGUGAUAGAGUUGGUGCGGCCGCUGUACACCCCAAAAGUUUGGGAAGACCUCAGUGCACCUUUCUUUGUGACAUUUUGGUCUCUGCAAAUGUAUGACCUUGCAGUACCCUCCAAUGUGUACGACAAACAGAAUCAGCAGCUCUGUGCACAGAUCAGCGCUAUUGAGGACAACAAAGACAUGCCUCAGAGCAAGAAGAAGAAGGAGAAGGAAAGAUGUAACACACUGAUGGACAAACUGAAGGACGAGGAGAAGAAACAGGGGGAGCAUGUUGCCCGUGUCCACAACAGACUGAAGAACCAGAAGGAGCAGUGGUUCAUCUCAAGAUCAACAAAGAAUGAGACAAUCACCCAGUUCCUGCAGCUGUGUAUAUUUCCGAGGUGCUGUUUCACAGCCAUUGAUGCCUUGUACUGCUCCAAGUUUAUACACAUACUCCACGACUUGAAGACUCCGAACUUUUCAACUCUCAUCUGUUAUGACAGGAUAUUCUGUGAUAUUACCUACACUGUAACAUGUUGUACUGAGAAUGAGGCUCAUCGUUACGGUCGCUUCUUGUGUGCUGCGCUGGACACCAUAAUGAGGUGGCAUAGCAACAAGGGAAUCUAUGAAAAGGAAUGUGCCAGUUACCCUGGGUUUGUGACCGUGUUUCGUAAAGGUACAGACAGUAACAACAAGGCUGAUCAGCUGGACUAUGAAAAUUAUCGCCAUGUGUGCCACAAAUGGCAGUUCAGGAUAACUAAGGCCAUGGUGUCAUGUCUUGAGUCAGGAAAGUUCAUUCAGAUCCGCAAUGCUCUUAUCGUUCUCACAAAGAUCCUGCAGCAUUAUCCACGCAUCACCCAGUUUGGCCAGGCACUGGAGAGACGUGUAGACAGACUGAGACAGGAGGAGAAGGAUAAGCGACCAGACAUAUAUGCCCUCGCCAUGGGGUAUUCAGGUCAGCUUAAAAGCAAAAAGUCCUCCUGGGUCCAGGAAGCAGAAUUCCACUUGAAAGACAAAGAGGUGAAGGUUAAUACAAAGACCACCAGUGCUACAUCCAAACAGAGCGGUGCUCAGGCUGCCAACGGCAUUGCAGAGAAUGGGUCCAAAAAAACAAAUGGGGAGGUGAAAUCUCAGUCUAAGAGAACGGAAAAUGGAGAAGCUUCAAGUUCCAAGUCCAAGGAACCAAAGGAAAGUAAAGAAGUCAAAGAGAAGAGGUCACGAGAGCCCUCGGAGAAAAAAGAAAAAACGGAUGCUAAAUCCAAAAUAUCAUCUGAGAAGUACUCCGGAAAUGUAGAGGAAAGGAGAGAAAUAACUUCAAGCUCUAAGAAAGACAAAGAAAACAGCCAUAAAGACAAGGAAGAGAAAUCCUCCAAAGAUAAAGACAAGUCUCACACAGAAGAAAGGGUGUCCAAGGAUCGUGGUCACAGUAGCAAGGAGGUAAAACACCUCAAGGAGGAGGAUACUGAGUGGGUAGCCAAGGAGGAUCGAGGCCACUCUUCAAAGGAGGAAAAGACAGUGAGGAUUAAGGAGGAGAAGGUACGCAUCAAGGACGAAGCAAGAGAAAGGAAAGUUGAGAUAAAGACAGAAAAACCAAUCAAACGUGAAGACAAACAUGAGAAGGUGAAGCUAAAAAGAAUGUAUGAAACAGAAGCUAGGGAGAGCAGUCGUGAGGUGAGGGAUGCUGGACGGGACUCCGUUAGGGAUACAGGUCGGGACACAGUGAGGGAGUACAGGGAGUCGCCUAAGGAGCGAGAUGGCCAUCGGGAGAGGCGAGGGGAAGAACACCAUGAGAGGGCAUCCAGUGUUGGUUCCAGUGGCAGCCACGGAUCCGCCAUCGUUCGUCGCAGCCCAGACACAUCACCUCAGUACGCAGAUGAACGAGAUGGAAAGCGCCGCCGCCUGGAAACCUCCGCCACACCUUCAAAUUCCAAGGAAAGUGUUCGGAGUGAAUCACGAGAAAGACACAAGCGGAGCCCGUCACAGGAGAGGGAGAAGGAACGAGACAGGGAUAGGAGGGACAGAAAAAGGGAAAAAGAUAUGCAUUAUAAAGUAAAGGACAGCCUUGAUGACCGAGUUGAGGUGGAGACCAAGAGGAGGAAAAGCCUGGAGCCAUCCAGUAGUAAAUCAAGUUCAAAGGUCAAUGGAGAUGCAGAAAGACAUGUCAGCAAAUCUACAGAGAAACAGAAACACGACAAGCUGAUGGCUUCAGCUGUGGUACAGGAGGACGAGGCAUCUCCACAGAGAACAAAAAAGGACAAGGAAAAGUCCAAGAAGAGUGACCGCGGUGACAAAGAAAAGAGUAAAGACAAAUCGUCCAGUUCAAAGAAGAGCAAAAAAUAAUGACAAGUGUUCUUUAUCAACAACAAUAAUGUAAUACUUUGAAGGAGAUUGUCAAGAUAUCCUGAUAAAUUAUUUUGUGACUUUGUUUUAUGUUCAUUGCAUAUGUAUAGAUCAUCAAGAUUGUGUUAUUUCUGACAGUGCUAAGCACAUUAGUGGACGGAAGUUGUUUUUUUAGUUUGAAAGAAGAGAAUAUAUUUUCCUGGAUGGGAAUAUGUGCUGUAUUUGAUGAAUGAGGGUUGUGAAAGGACGGUUUAGUUUGUCUAUUGUUAAGUCUUUCAUUCAAGCCGAGAACUUGUUGAUUUUGUUAGUGAUAGUAUAAGUGAUGCGAGUGUACUACAAGGACGAACAGUUCCGAUACCCGAUAGGCUGUGAGCAACUGUUAGAUGUCUGUCUGAGGAGGACAAGGUCGGUACAAAUGAAAUCAUGGAACAAAAAGGCAAACUUGUUUGAAUAAUUUUAUUAUCAUGAAACUAAAACAAAGUAAAUUAUAUGUACAACAUGAAAAAA
Molecule: messenger RNA, 5391 nt
Organism: Mizuhopecten yessoensis (Yesso scallop)
Lineage: Eukaryota; Metazoa; Mollusca; Bivalvia; Pectinida; Pectinidae
Product: THO complex subunit 2-like
Exons: 41
Coding region: 31-4884 (1617 amino acids)
Biological process (GO): mRNA processing; mRNA export from nucleus
Cellular component (GO): THO complex part of transcription export complex
Molecular function (GO): mRNA binding
Source: RefSeq, a predicted model, not a curated record